Molecule: messenger RNA, 621 nt
Organism: Cladocopium goreaui
Lineage: Eukaryota; Dinophyceae; Suessiales; Symbiodiniaceae
Source: the annotation of a GenBank genome assembly
AUGCCGAAAGUGUCGAAAGAUGCAUCCCUCCUUGACUUGAUUUACGAGCGAAAGCUGCUCGCGCUGCAGGUGUCCAAGCUUCAGGAAAGGUCUCAGGGCCUGACUACAGCGGGACGCAUCCCCAAUGCACUUGGCGUACCUGGUCAGGUGGUUCCGGCGGGUCCUUCGUUGGGAAGCUACGGACAUCCCAACAUUUGCCGCCGGCCAUGCAUUUUCAUGGUGCGAGGUGCAUGUGAGAAGGGUGCAGAGUGCGGCUUCUGCCAUGUGACUCACGAAGUGCGGUUUCCUUCCUUUGACAGACAUCAAAGAGAGUUCUUGAAGCACCUACCGCCUUUGGCCUUCAUGGACUUGAUUCUGCCAUAUGUGCGCGAGAAGGUGGAGGGCAGCGCGCUUCCCGGAGCUGAUCAAGUGCUUCAGCUACUGGAGAGUGAAACCGUCGUCCGAGCAUCCGGGGAGAACGCACUCCAAAGGAUUCCGCGCAGGGUUCGAUAUGUGUUGGAGCGGAUGAGUUUGGCCAAUUUGGUCAGCUUGAUUUGCUCGACCAUGUCUGGCCGCUUUCCAAAGCUCAUUGUCAAUGAGCUGAAGGACUUGCGCGAAACCGCCCGGAUUUUGCAGGCGUGA